ACAUUUCAGCAAUCUUCUCUACAGCAGAAAAGUAAAAAGAAGAACAAAGCUCCUAUGCCCGGUAAAAGCAAAAGAAGGAUCUCAUGUAAAGAUCUUGGCCGAGGGGACUGUGAAGGCUGGCUUUGGAAAAAGAAAGAUGCCAAGAGCUAUUUCUCCCAGAAAUGGAAGAAAUAUUGGUUUGUUCUGAAAGAUACAUCCCUAUACUGGUAUAUCAAUGAAGAGGACGAAAAAGCAGAAGGAUUCAUCAGUCUACCUGAAUUUAAAAUUGACAGAGCCAGCGAAUGCCGCAAGAAAUACGCGUUCAAAGCCUGCCAUCCUAAGAUCAAAAGUUUUUAUUUUGCUGCUGAACAUCUAGAUGAUAUGAACAGAUGGCUAAACAGAAUUAACAUGCUUGCUGCUGGCUAUGCAGAAAGAGAGAGGAUCAAACAAGAGCAAGAUUACUGGAGUGAGAGUGAUAAGGAGGAAGCUGACACUCCAUCAACACCCAAGCAAGACAGCCCACCACCCCCAUACGACACAUACCCACGGCCUCCUUCGAUGAGUUGCACAAGCCCAUACGUGGAGCCGAAGCACAGCCGCCUCUCGUCCACAGAGACCUCCCAGUCACAGUCAUCGCACGAGGAGUUUCGUCCUGAGGCGGCCGGGGUGCGAAAGACGGCGAGCCAGCGGCGCUCCUGGCAGGAUCUCAUAGAGACGCCGCUGACAAGCUCGGGACUCCACUACCUGCAGACCCUGCCACUGGAGGACUCGGUGUUCUCCGAGACAGCUGUGGUCUCCCCCGAGCACCGGCGGCAGUCCACCCUGCCCACCCAGAAGUGCCACCUGCAAGAUCACUACGGCCCCUUCCCCCUUGUGGAGGGGGAGCGGAUGCAAGUGCUAAAUGGAAACGGAGGAAAGCCCCGAAGUUUCACUCUGCCUCGGGAUAGUGGGUUCAACCACUGCUGUCAGAGCCUUUCUGUCAGUGCCACUGAUCACCAUGAAGAAGCACAACAGAAGGAAGUAGAGGAAGAGGAGGAUGAGGAGGAGGAAGGCAAAGCAGCAGAAGAAAAUCAGGAAGACAAAAAAUUCCUGGGAAAUCUAAGAAGUUAAGGAGAGACUGAACUCCGUUUUAGUUCCAUAGCAUUGCUCACAUUAUACCUGUUUGGAAACUCAUUUUCCCAUUGCUGCCGUGGGUGGAGUAAAUGGCAUCAAUGUUUCUAUCGGGAAUUUCUUUCCAACUUGUGCCUUCUGUCUUUGGGACAACAUUUCUCUUCUGCCAUCCCAAACUUGUUGUGACACACUCGAAAGUAAAAAUGACAAUGGUUUAUUUUUCUCCAUCCUUUUUCAUCCUGUCUUUUGGAAAGAAAUUUUUCUCUUUAACAAAGGAUAAAUAAUCCUAACUAAUUAAAUGUAAUUG
Molecule: messenger RNA, 1396 nt
Organism: Struthio camelus australis
Lineage: Eukaryota; Metazoa; Chordata; Aves; Struthioniformes; Struthionidae
Source: RefSeq, a predicted model, not a curated record